AUUUAAAUGUCUGUUUUUUAGGCUCCCGUUGGAUGAGUGGCCCGGUCCACAAGUAGGGUAUGAGGCCAGUCUUCAUGUGAACGUGGCACUGCUCAGUGGACUGGACCACUUGCCAAAGAAAGGGUGGAUGGUGGACGUGGUGGCUUUCUUAAGACAGACCAAUGAUAAAUGGCAGCCUUAUUACCUGUGUAUUGUGGGAGUCCUACACACCUGGAAGGAGGAGGAUCCGCCAGGCAAACACUGUAACAUCCCCGACUGUGUCCAGCAUGGGCCGAAACACCCGCAGUUUGCUGGGCUGGAGAGGCACCCCAACGAGUUCAAAGUGGUUGGCUUGGACCUGAAUCCCAAGGAACCCCUGCUUGAGACCUACCCUGACCCCAAACCUCCUCCCGGUCGAGAUCGUCUGAUUGGUCGACUUCAGAGACUCCACGCGACCACAAACGUUGCGCCCAGUGGCCCCGGAGGAAAGCGCGACUAUGAUCUUCAGUUGGAGGCUGUCUGGCAGAGAUACUUCACUGGGCUGACUUAAACACACAACAGUUAUGUCAAACAAUAGCAUAGAAAGCUAUAGAAUGACAAACUUUGUUUCUAUAGCUUUAGUGCCAUCUACUUGUUGUUUGAACACAUGUAUUAGAGAUUUAAGUGGGAGGCAAGCACGACUAUGAUCUGCAGUUGGAGGCAGUCUGGCAGAGAUACUUCACUGGGCUGACUUGAACACACAACCGUAUAUCGAACUAAAAGAUAUGUAUGCUAAUACAACAUUUAUGCUAUAACUAAGACUAUAGGCCGGCAGCUAUUACCAAUUUGCAGGGGUCAGAAAAUAGCAGCUCUUGUGAAUUAGGAGAAACUUUGUUCUUUAAAGAGAAAAGGCCCAAAUCACUGUAGAGUAGAAAUCUAUGAACUUUGUUUCUAUACCAGGUCCUUUAGUACAUUGUACUUUUAAAAGUGUAGUUUUUUGUUUGGAUACGUGUAUUAGAAGUUUAAGUGAUGCAAGUUUCAGACCCAGGAAUCAAGUAUAACUAUACAGUCUGCAGUUGGAGGCUUCACUGGACUGUAACCAGAGUAUCAGUCGACUUGGACACACAACCGUCCAUUUUUUGUAUGCCUUGGCCAGUAGCUAUUUAUCAUUUGUAGGGGUUACAAAAUACCUGUAACUGCUUUUGAAUGUGAAUAGGGAAAGAUUAAAACAACCUAGAGUAGAAAUCUAUGAUCCAUAGUAUGAACUUGGUUUCUAUAGCUUUAGUACAAAUUUGUACAUGUACUUCUUUUUGUUUGGAUAUUACAAGUUUAAGUGAUACAAGUUUCAGACCCGGGAACCAUCAAGAACAACUAAGGUCUGAAAUUGGAGGCACUCUGGCAGGGGUACUUCACUGGACUGUUAGUGUCAAGAGAGCAACAGUCGACUUGGACACACAACGAUGUGUCUUACAAAAAGCUCAUGCAAUAAUAUGCUAAAUAGAUUUGGCCGGCAGCUAUUAUUGUUCGCAGGGGGUCAAAAAAAUAACAGCUCUUAUGAAGUAAGAGCAACUUUGUUUUGUUUUGAAAAGAAAGGCCAAACUUACUGAAGAGUAUGCUAACAGACUUGGCUGGCCGCUAUUUAUGAUUUUGCAGGGGUCACAAAAUAAUUGCUUGUGAAUCAGGAGCAACAUUUUCUUUUUAAGACAUGCCAGAAUUAGUGCAGGUCGAAACAUCUAUGAACUUGGUUUUCUUAAGUUUUCUUAGUUUUGAAGUUUUUUUGUUUGUUUUGAUAUUACAUCAGAACUGAAGUUUCAUGAACUUAUAUAGAAAAGGACUAUGUAGUAGUACAUAUAUGUAGUAGAAGUAGUUAAUAGAUUUUGUACGAAUCUUUCAACACAUAUAAGUUACUAAAAAAAGUAUAUUUUUGUGGUACAGAUGAAAUAUAUAGAGCUAGCCCUUUUGAAACUAGAUCCAUUCAUACAUAAGUUUUGUUAAGCACUAUCCACCUUUUCUUUCCAUCAUGGAAGACCAUCUGUGUUGGUAGUAAAUUAUGAUUCAUAGUACAAUGCUAAAGUUUCUUGCAUCACAAAAGUACACACGGAUCAAAUUUUCAACAACCCCAGUCUUCUUCUUCAGGAUCAAUACUGAUGAUCAUGAAGGCAAUCAUCAGUAUUAACCCUGAAGAAGGCGACAAUGGUCGUUGAAAAUUUGAUCCGUGUAAUUUUGUGAUGGAAGAAAGUUAGCAUUGUACUAUACUUUUCUUUCCACAUGUUGCACAAUUUUCUUCAAACAACCCUCUCUUGAGUUUUUGGAUGCUACAAUCCAAAAUAAAAGACAACAUAUUACAUCUGUUUACUGUGUCUUAGUUUUAUUGUCACCAAAAUGCGCUUACACUGACAGCAAAGAAUGGGCAGAGUAUCUAGUUUCCACAGUUUUUGAGCUUAUCUACAUUGUAUAGCUACAGAAAGUCAUGCCAAAAAUACAGUAUUUGCACCAUCAAAUUAUUCACAUCUUGCAUAUAAUUUUUGUCCUCAGGACAAAUUGCACAAGGAGCCAUUCAAUGGCAUCAAACAGACAUAACUGCUGUAAAUGUUAAACAUCAAUAAUUCAGCAGCACUUUUCACUUUGGACAUUUGAUAGAUUACCUAUAUAAAGACACUGCCCGUAUGUACAACUUACUGCAUAGAGAAAAUAUAAUGGCUGCAAUGUCCUUUAGCUGCAAUGUCCAGCAUUUUCCUUAGCCUGAUUAAAUCUCGCUUAUAGCAGCCCGCCAAACAUCCGCCGGCCCCCUAGGGGAGGGGCCAGUUACAGCCCUGGACAGCGGAGUUUGUGUUACACAGACUACAUUUUCCUGUGGGCCUUGCUUUCCUAGUUACCACAAGGAGUUUGCAAUACAUUUAAUUGUAUCCUCCUUGGUAAUAACAAACAAUGUAUUUAUACAACAUGCAUCCACUAACAGUGAAUUCUAGUAAUUGCCACCAAUCAAGACAUUUUGCCAUCAAAAAGACGCCUAACAGUUAACUCUACCGUCAGCGCCCAACCCAACACUCAUCCAACCCUACUCU
This is a messenger RNA of Branchiostoma floridae (Florida lancelet), 3023 nucleotides long. RefSeq lists its product as uncharacterized. The transcript has 3 exons. The coding region runs from base 128 to 529 and encodes 133 amino acids. NCBI's taxonomy places the organism in Eukaryota, Metazoa, Chordata, Leptocardii, Amphioxiformes, Branchiostomatidae. The record is from RefSeq and is a predicted model, not a curated record.